GUGGCUCGGGACCGCCAUCUUGGCAAGAGGCGAAGCGGCAGCUACUCCUGUCAGGGGGGCAGCGGGUCCAGAGCGACCGGUGCUCCCCUUCCCCUGACCCUAGCCCUAACCCCAGUGGAGCCGGAGCGUGGGCGCGCCCCACCACCGUCCUCACCAUGGUGCUGUUGGCAGCAGCGGUCUGCACAAAAGCAGGAAAGGCUAUUGUUUCUCGACAGUUUGUGGAAAUGACUCGAACUCGGAUUGAGGGCUUAUUAGCAGCUUUUCCAAAGCUCAUGAACACUGGAAAACAACAUACAUUUGUUGAAACAGAGAGUGUAAGAUAUGUCUACCAGCCCAUGGAGAAACUGUACAUGGUACUGAUCACUACCAAAAACAGCAACAUUUUAGAAGAUUUGGAGACCUUGAGGCUCUUCUCAAGAGUGAUCCCUGAAUAUUGCCGAGCCUUAGAGGAGAAUGAAAUAUCUGAGCACUGUUUUGAUUUGAUUUUUGCUUUUGAUGAAAUUGUCGCCCUGGGAUACCGGGAGAAUGUUAACCUGGCACAGAUCAGAACCUUCACAGAAAUGGAUUCUCACGAGGAGAAGGUGUUCAGAGCAGUCAGAGAGACUCAAGAACGGGAAGCUAAGGCUGAAAUGCGGCGUAAAGCAAAGGAAUUACAGCAGGCCCGGAGAGAUGCAGAGAGACAGGGCAAAAAAGCACCAGGAUUUGGGGGAUUUGGCAGCUCUGCAGUAUCUGGAGGCAGCACAGCUGCCAUGAUAACAGAGACCAUCAUUGAAACUGAUAAACCAAAAGUGGCCCCUGCACCAGCCAGGCCUUCAGGCCCCAGCAAGGCUUUGAAACUUGGAGCCAAAGGAAAGGAAGUAGAUAACUUUGUGGACAAAUUGAAAUCUGAAGGUGAAACUAUCAUCUCCUCCAAUAUGAGCAAACGAACCUCUGAAGCAACCAAAGUGCAUGCUCCACCCAUUAAUAUGGAAAGUGUGCAUAUGAAGAUUGAAGAAAAGAUCACACUAACCUGUGGACGAGAUGGAGGAUUACAGAAUAUGGAGUUGCAUGGCAUGAUAAUGCUAAGGAUCUCAGAUGACAAAUUUGGCCGAAUUCGUCUUCAUGUUGAAAAUGAAGAUAAGAAAGGGGUGCAGCUACAGACUCAUCCAAAUGUGGAUAAAAAACUUUUCACUGCAGAGUCUCUGAUUGGCUUGAAGAAUCCGGAGAAGUCAUUUCCAGUCAACAGUGAUGUAGGGGUGCUAAAGUGGAGACUACAAACCACAGAGGAAUCUUUUAUUCCACUGACAAUUAAUUGCUGGCCCUCAGAGAGUGGAAAUGGCUGUGAUGUCAACAUAGAAUAUGAGCUACAAGAAGAUAAUUUAGAAUUGAAUGAUGUGGUUAUCACCAUUCCACUCCCAUCUGGUGUCGGCGCACCUGUGAUCGGUGAGAUUGAUGGGGAGUAUCGACAUGACAGUCGACGGAAUACCUUGGAGUGGUGCCUGCCAGUGAUUGAUGCCAAAAAUAAGAGUGGCAGCCUGGAGUUUAGCAUUGCUGGGCAGCCCAAUGACUUCUUCCCUGUUCAAGUUUCCUUCAUCUCUAAGAAAAAUUACUGUAACAUACAGGUUACCAAAGUGACCCAGGUAGAUGGAAACAGCCCUGUCAGGUUUUCCACAGAGACCACUUUCCUAGUGGAUAAGUAUGAAAUCCUGUAAUACCAAGAAAAGGCAACCAAAAAGGAAAAUUUUCAAAUUAAUAAAGAAGAAGCCAACAGUGGCUGAAGAGUUUUUUCCAAAUUUACAAGCCAUUGGAGACCCUAUUUUUCCUGAUACAGUACUCGAGUCUCUGCGCGCAAGAACCCUCAACUCACCCCCGUGUUUCAGUGUCACAGAGACAUUCUUUGAGAAAGAAAUGGCACAAACAUAUAAAGGGAAAGGCUGUUGAUUUCUUUGGCAGAUUUUAGUAGCCAGCAGGAAAGCAAGCUCUUCGGAGAAUGCCCCCAGUUAAAUACCUCCUCUGCCUUCACCUAAGUUGCUCCUUCAUUUUAAUCCUUAAAUAUAGUUAUAUUUCAUACUUACUUGUUUUUUAAAAAUUUUCUUUGUAGAAUAUUUUAAUUUUUCAUAGUCCUAUCUUUUACCUUUAGUUUCUUCUUUCUGUUCAUUCAAUUCAGCACUGAGAUCAUCUGUAUACAGCCAUUGUAUUUGUUUUACUCUCCUGAAACAAGUUUAUCUAACUCAUUCUUAUUUUUUGGACUAUGCAGAUUAACUGUUUAAGGGGUCUGGGGUCUAGAAGCUAAAAGAUAAGGAUGUCUUCUAUCCUUUUCUCCUGUCCAUUGAUGUCUACACUUUGCCAAGUUGUUUUCUUUUCAAAGCUUGUCCCUCCAGUUUAGAUUAGUACUGUGAAUCCCACUUUGUCAUUAUUAAAGGUAGCUGAGAAGUAGCUUUUGAAUGGCACAGCCCCUCUUCAAGAUGUCUGAGAGAAUGGUUAUUUCCAGUUAUUUCAUAUCCACAUUUAAUCAUGUCUGCUGCUAGUGCUACCCAAGCUUCCAGUUCUCUACAUUUUGGGUACUUAAGCUAAAACAUAAUGGCUUAUAAUCUUCAUAAUCUAUUCACAUUCUCACAUUUGCCACUUCCCUCUUCCCGAGUGCUUUUUUCUCAUUAGUCCUCUCCUUUCUAGCAGAAAUGAGGUUAUGAUUUGGAGGCUGUGGGUUUAGUGAAUCUUUGUGCCAAUUGCACUGGCCCUGAAUGAUCAAGGAGACUUGAUUUUCACCACUAGAUUUUUACCAUUUCAAGAAGUGGCUGAUUAUAUUGGAAUGUCGGGAUUACUCAUAUAUACCCCAUUUCCCACCAGCUUAUCUGUCCCUAUCUCUGAAAUCCUUUUCUUCCGCCUAAGCCUUUUGGGUGUCAUCAUGUAGUGGUUGUUCCCAUCUCAUCCCUUACUUUUUCAAUGGAGACUGAAACAUCAGCAAGCUCUCCUUGGCUUUUAACCCAGUAUUGCAUUCAACAGGGUGGCCAAAGAGUUGCUGCAAGGCUGCAGGGACUGGAGUGGGAAGAGUGGACUGUAGAUGACCUCCUACAUGCUUAGCUUGCUGGCUAGCUCCACUCCCACUCCGAAGAACAUCUGGCCCUCCCUGCAAAGAGUGUACUGUACUUGAAGCAAAGUAGUUACACAGACAGCCAUGGAUGGAAUUGCUUGCCAAAGAAAUUUCUAGCCUUUCUCUUUCUCCUAACUGCAGCAGGGAAGAAUCUUUAUCUCUAGCUUGGUUUCCACAUGAGAUUUUUCUGAGGAAGGAGCCUAGGACAAGAAGUUGGUCAUGUAGUCAAAUAGGCAAGAAAUCUUAUUAAUCCAGUUUUGUUCAAAAGUUGCUUGUCCAUAUGAUUUUUUAAGUCAAGUUUAAUUUCACAAAAACUUUUGUUUUUCUGAGAUUACUUUUGGGGUAAUAUUUAAAAUGAGAGAUGUUUUGUAACCCUGUAAAAUACAUAGGGAAUAUAACAUUCCAAUGUACACAAGGAAGGCAAAUUCUUUAAUCAAAUAAAGAGUAUUAUAAAAUGA
Molecule: messenger RNA, 3528 nt
Organism: Nycticebus coucang (slow loris)
Lineage: Eukaryota; Metazoa; Chordata; Mammalia; Primates; Lorisidae
Gene: ARCN1
Product: archain 1
Exons: 10
Coding region: 156-1691 (511 amino acids)
Biological process (GO): Golgi localization; retrograde vesicle-mediated transport, Golgi to endoplasmic reticulum; endoplasmic reticulum to Golgi vesicle-mediated transport
Cellular component (GO): COPI vesicle coat; cytosol
Source: RefSeq, a predicted model, not a curated record